GAGUUAACUGACGCGGCAUCACAGAAGGUGAUUUAUCUCAUAAUUAACCCUCUGAUCCCCAAACACAAAUUUAACUUCUGUUUAUCCGCUGUGUAUUCGGUAUGACCAUUACUGUGAGGAAAAUAUACUAAAUAAUACCAUUACAAAUGUAUUACAAAUGUAUUACACAUACACACACACAUACAUACACACACAGAGGUGUGAGUUCCAUGAAACUGUGGCUCAGUGUUCCCCCGUGUGGCAGAGAGUGGCACUGUGCAGAACACACACCUCACUGAGGGAGGAGACACACACUCAUUUUGAACUUAAUGAUGAGUUUAAACUGUGCUGCCUCGCUUUCACACACAGACACACAUACACACACAGACCACACACACUGGGAGGAUACUCUCACACACGCGAUGUAGAACUCAGAGAAAGAGGAAGUCGACGGCGGUGUGUAUGAAAGAGUGUGUGUGUGAGAGUGUCUGUGAGGUUGUGUCUGUGCUGUACCCCAUGAGAUGCUCCAUGCUGGACUGCUGGACCCGAUGACCUUCUGACCCCGAGAGGGUGCUGACCGCAGAGGACAGGAUGCAGAACGGUUCGACUGAAACGAUGCUCGGCGGUGAGCAGCUGAAAUUCGUGAUAGUUGGAGAUGGUGGCUGCGGCAAAACCUCAUUACUCAUGGUUUACGCUAAAGGAGACUUCCCCGAGAAAUACGCCCCCUCAGUUUUCGAAAAGUACGUAACAACGGUGACUCACGGUGGGAAGGAGAUUCAGCUCAACCUGUACGACACGGCAGGUCAGGAUGAUUAUGACCGCCUGAGGCCAUUGUCCUAUCAGAAUGCAGAUCUGAUCCUUGUCUGUUAUGAUGUCACCAACCCCACCAGCUAUGAAAACGUUAUUAUUAAGUGGUACCCUGAGGUUCAUCACUUCUGCCGGGAUGUCCCUAAGAUCCUGAUUGGCUGUAAGACGGACCUGCGGAAAGACAAGGAGAAGAUGAGAAAACUCAGAGCGGUCGAGCAAGAGCCAAUCACCUACACACAGGGGGAGGAGACGCAGAAGCAGAUGAACGCUGAACUUUAUCUGGAAUGUUCGGCCAAAUACAGAGAAAACGUGGAGGACAUUUUCAAAGAAGCGACAAAACUCGCAAUGACGAUGCGACGGAAAGCCAGAAAAGCACGAAAAAAACGGAAACCCUGCUCCAUCCUGUAAAACGGAAAAUCCUGGAAUCUUCAGGAACGUCAUAAAGUUUACAAAACUUUUAGACACAUGCAGGAAAUUUAUGCAGCUUUAAAGAACCUUUCGGAACAUCUGAGGAACAUUCAGACUCCUGAAUGUAUGAAGGCUUAGAAUGUAUAUUCUUUUAUAAUAACAUCUUGUUAUUUUAUUGUUAUUUUUUUGCACAGGGAUAUAGAUUAUUAUAAUGAGCAGCCAGUGUUCUUGCGGUGCUAAAGGGCGGAGCUUGUUCACUGGGUGGGGCGGUCACUCGGGUCAGUGGAGGGGUCUGCUGAUCUUGCUGCUCCUCAGUUACAGUGCUGUCCAUUACAAACUGUCUCCAUAGUAACUGUUUAUGUACACAGUGAUGCUCCACCCACAAAUGCACACCAAUGCGGCUGCUGUUAACGGUUAAGGUAAUGUUUACGUAAAAGGUCAGGAUACCUCGCAGCAGGAGAUAUGGACGGAUUGGUGGGCGGAGACUAAAAGGGGAGUUACAGUAAAUGCUGUGAUGGAAAACUGGAGUGUUGCAUCAUUCAGCCAAUCACUGCACAACAGAUCAUGUCCACCAGAAGAGGAUGAACUCUUUAGUCUGUAAUUAUUCAGAGAUUAUUCGGUAAUUAUUUUUAAUCUGAUUCAGUGCCAUAUUAUAGUUUCUUUGUAUUUAGGGGCAGAGUGAUGUCACUCUCAGUAGCAGAGCGGAAGCUGUCGGGACUACUUCCUACUGCAGUGCGAAUUUGAGGAACGAAAAACAUGAUUUCAAAACUGGAGACGCCUUAACAGAUUUUUCUCUGGUUUUGUUGCAGUCUGAUCAGUUUAAUAGGGAAGAGAUUAAAUAAAUAUUUGUUUUAAAAUUAAAGAGCACAGUGUUGUUUAUAAA
Astyanax mexicanus (Mexican tetra) is the source of this 2077-nucleotide messenger RNA. RefSeq names its product ras homolog family member F (gene rhof). The coding region runs from base 571 to 1194 and encodes 207 amino acids. The transcript has 6 exons. Lineage: Eukaryota; Metazoa; Chordata; Actinopteri; Characiformes; Acestrorhamphidae. Gene Ontology annotation, biological process: small GTPase-mediated signal transduction; cell migration. The record is from RefSeq and is a predicted model, not a curated record. Gene Ontology annotation, molecular function: GTPase activity; GTP binding.